Hevea brasiliensis (rubber tree) is the source of this 1304-nucleotide messenger RNA. RefSeq names its product agamous-like MADS-box protein MADS2. The coding region runs from base 362 to 1093 and encodes 243 amino acids. The transcript is spliced from 8 exons. Gene Ontology annotation, cellular component: nucleus. Lineage: Eukaryota; Viridiplantae; Streptophyta; Magnoliopsida; Malpighiales; Euphorbiaceae. Gene Ontology annotation, biological process: positive regulation of transcription by RNA polymerase II. Gene Ontology annotation, molecular function: RNA polymerase II cis-regulatory region sequence-specific DNA binding; DNA-binding transcription factor activity, RNA polymerase II-specific; protein dimerization activity. The record is from RefSeq and is a predicted model, not a curated record.
AUUUACUCCUGGUGAUGUUAGAUAGAAGCCUGAGGUUAAAUAUUGAAUAAACGGGAAGAGCAGAGAAAAAGAGGAGAACCCAAAAACAAAACUUCUCCCUUUCUCUAGGGUUUCUUCAAAGUUUCCAACUUUCUCUUGUUUUUCACAUUUUUGGUUACAUUUGAGCAUUGACCCAUUAAAGAGAGAUCAACUUGUUCAUAGGAGGAGAAGAAGAAGAAGAAGAAGAAGAGAAAAGAGUAACAUAUAUACAAAUAUAUAAGCUUUAGAUAAUAUAGAGAUACAUAUGCUCAUAUAUAUAUUUAUAUAGAAAUAAAGGAGAGACAGUUCUAAUUUGGUUAGUGGUUUAUAAUUAGAUAAGGAUAUGGGGAGGGGAAGAGUGGAGCUGAAGAGGAUAGAGAACAAGAUAAACAGGCAGGUGACUUUUGCAAAGAGGAGGAAUGGGUUGUUGAAGAAAGCGUAUGAACUCUCUGUGCUCUGUGAUGCUGAGGUCGCUCUCAUCAUCUUCUCUAACCGUGGCAAGCUCUAUGAGUUCAGUAGCAUCUCUAACAUGCUACAGACACUGGAAAGGUAUCAAAAGUGCAGCUAUGGAGCGGUGGAAGUCAACAAACCUGCCAAGGAGCUCGAGAGCAGCUACAGGGAGUACUUGAAAUUGAAAGCUAAAUUUGAGUCUCUGCAACGAACUCAGAGGAACCUUCUUGGGGAGGACUUGGGACCUCUGAACACCAAGGAGCUUGAGCAGAUUGAGCGUCAUUUAGAGUCAUCACUGAAGCAAGUUCGGUCCACUAGGACCCAGUUUAUGCUUGACCAGCUCUCUGAUCUUCAAAACAAGGAACAGUUGUUGCUGGAGGCUAAUAGAGCUUUGACAAUAAAGCUGGAUGAGAUCAGUGCAAGGACUAACCUUCGAUCCUCGUGGGAAAGCGGUGAGCAAAGCAUGCCAUAUGGGCAGCAGCAUACUCAAUCUCAGGAGUUAUUCCAGCCACUAGAAUGCAAUCCCACAUUGCAAAUAGGGUACAACCCUGUAGGUACAGACCAGAUGAUUGCCACAACUCAUGCCCAGCAAGUCAAUGGGUUCAUCCCAGGAUGGAUGCUUUGAGUUUUGUGCUUUAUUAUCGCCCUAUUGCUCGUAAGACUUGGGUGGUAUGCUUUUGCUUUCUCGAUGUUUGGCAAUAUGUAAACGAUUUCAAGAGCAUUUGCGCUUCUGAUACAGACAUAUAUAAAACCUUUUAGCCAUGGACCAAAAAGGCUGGUAAGCUCAAAAAUGUUGCAAAAACUCCUGACUUGGUUAUCUAUUUUCUUCCAAACAA